Lates calcarifer (barramundi perch) is the source of this 2920-nucleotide messenger RNA. RefSeq names its product linkage group 11 C17orf75 homolog (gene lg11h17orf75). Lineage: Eukaryota; Metazoa; Chordata; Actinopteri; Centropomidae. Gene Ontology annotation, cellular component: trans-Golgi network. The record is from RefSeq and is a predicted model, not a curated record. The coding region runs from base 237 to 1415 and encodes 392 amino acids. The transcript has 10 exons.
GACAUAUUUUAACAGGGUCAUAACGGACAUGCGCAGUAGGCACUGAACGACAGGAGAGAUAUCUUUUCUACUAGUACUGCAGUUGUUAAUGCGCUUUUGCUUGUAUCAUAUCAAAUAUAGAUCCCAAGCUCAAUAACACUCUUUUACCAACACUGUAUAGCUAAACUAUAAAAAACACACCCGUGUUAUCAGCCAUUUUAGCCGGCUGCUAGCUUCCUCCGUGCAGCAGUGGGAUCAUGUUUACUUCCCAAACCUCGUCCUUCCAGGAUUCAAUUGACGUGGAAGAGAGAGAUGACUUUGACAGCGAAGAAAUUGCUGGAUACAGCCAAAAAAUUCAGCUGAACUGCUACUACACCAUCUAUCUUUAUCAAGGCACAAGAUCUGAGGCUUCUGGGGAAAAUGUGGCUUGGAACCAGAGAAGAGCAGACUCCACAACCAGUCAGGAUGACUUUAGCCUGACACUGAUUGACAGCAGCCUGCCAUCAGAGGCGGAGCCUGAGCUGCGGACCUACAUUUCAAGGAGGCUGAGCAAAGGAGCCCUGCUCGGGGGCAUGGGCAACAUCGCCACUGUGGAGCUCAGUAUCCCAGAAGAGGCGGUCGGCUGCUACUGUUGUCUCCUGGAGCAGGAGAGGUCUCCUGACCAGCCUGAUGCUGAUGGCAACGGAUAUGUCAUCUGCUUCAUGGGUGGCUCUGAAAAAGGACUGAAUUUAUUUAGAUUAGAGCUUGACAAAUACGUCCAAGGCCUGCAUAGCAGCCUGCAAACCCCUGAGCUGCAAAACCUUGAAACUGAGGUGCGUCCCUAUCUGAGCCGGUGGUAUGAAGAGUCUGUGAUGCACAUUCACCGAGUGGUGCAGCUGGUGCAGAGCAACAUCAGCUUCUUGCUGCAUGCUGCUCUGAGUCAUACACACGUGGAUGUCAUCAAUUCAGAUGAGAGGACAAAGGCUGAUGUGUCCAGGUUCAUUAAAGCAGCCAGUUUGCAGGGUCUGUCCCAGCAGGACACCACAACAGCUUCUCUGUGCAAGGCUAUCUCAGAGGACACACAGUCUGACCUGGUUAUAGACUGCUCCACCAACCCACCCACUCUCUCUAAUACCGUCAGUAAUCGUUUCUGUGAUGACUGGAUUCAGGCCUUUCUAAACGCUGCGGAGCGUUGUAAUCCUUUCCUGCUCAGACAGAUUCUGGAGAACUUCAAACUUAAGGCCAUACAGGAUAUGAACAGCCUUAAGCGCUUCGUACGGCAGGCAGAGAUGAGUCACUACGCCCUGUUUCGCUGCUGCCAGUUCCUGCAGGGCUGCGGGAAUGGGGAUGUGUUGCUGCAGAAUGCCAGGGCGGAGCACAGCGACCUGCCUGAAGCCUGUAGCAUCAUCACUGUCCUGGAGGAGUUCCUCAGGGAACAGUCCCAGGCCCAGGCCUGAUUCCAGUACAACUCAUAACUCCCAGGUUGUGGCGCCUGCAUACUUUAUCUGUUUAUCUGUCAGUAAGACAGACAGCUCUACCAGCCACAAAGUAGAUUAAGUAGAUAAAUAUUCUAAACCUAGCACUACAUCCAAUUUUAAACAUCAGAAUGGCAGAUAAAAUUUGGCAGAGGGGAUAUUUUUAAUUUGCCAGCUGUUAUGGCAGAUUCAGAAUUUAAAUAAUACUUAUAAAACGUAAGUUUCCUCUUUUGGCGCCACUGCCCCUUCUUAACUAGAAUAGUGGUUGGUCAGAUCUGGAAAAUGUACUGUAAAAGACUGACAUCUUACACUCAGCUUCUCUUUUUGUUUGAGCUAAUCAAAGUUUAUUGACUCAGUAAAAAUGGUGCAGUGAUCUUAACAAUUAAGGUUAGUUCAAAUUUGGAAAAAAAAAAAAAAAAAUCAAUGUGAACAUCUGUUCAGAUGCACUUGUAGAGUGGCAUUUUCCCAGUCUUUCCCUUUUUGCAAACAUGUCAUGUGAGUGUGUGUAACAAUACUAUAAACCAAAUAUUAGUACUAGUGUUUUGCUAACUGACAAUUAUCACAACACAGAUCCUGAUCCAAACAAACUCCAAGCUUCUGCUCAGUGGAGCGGAUUUAUCUAUUGCUAAUCUGAGGUCCAAAUAUUCUUUUAGAAUUGUUUUGUAUUUAAUUUGAUUGCACAGCUUUUCUUUUGUGAAGAAACAUAUUGAAAGUGCACAAAUCACUUUUACGCAUCGCUUGUUACAUAGGCCUUAUUUUUGCUUACAUUCCAACCCAGUACUUGCACUACUAUAUUAUUUUUGUCAGAAGAAUACUGCUACUGUAUGUACAUACUGUAUGUCUAUCAAGUGAUAUUAGAUAUCUGAUUAAUUCUUCUCUGGGAAUGCAUUGUUGUAGAUAUAGUGUAAUUUUUGGAUAUAAUGUGUACAUUAGGACAAAUUAUUUUCUGUUUACAAACAUCUUCACAGCCUUCACCAGCUCAAGAGUUCAUGAGAAGAAAAUGGGCACUAUGUGACCAGUCACUCACUACAUUUAAUAAACUACUGCAUAGUUUAAAAGGUUCUGCAAUAUUAAUACCCACAGAAAAAAAUGUUCUAACGAGACGUAAGAUAUUAAAUAAACAAAUAAUAGAAGAUGAUUUAUUAAAGUGCUCACAAUAAUAUUAGCAUGCCUACAUUUUUUUUUUUAUCUGCGACAAGACACAUUUUUAUAUUCCAUUAAACCCAUAAACGGUUAAACUCAAUCAUUCCCAUUAAAACCAGUCCAAAGUGUGGAAUACAGCAAUAUCAUUGUUGGUGGUGUAUACUUUUAAACUGUGAACCCUGUGACAGGUAGAUGAGUCAUUUUACUCGUUAACCACAGUGUGGCUGACCCACAGUGCAUAUGUGUAGACAUUUCUGUACAGCGUGUUGCCUAUAGUUAUAAAUGACUGUGUGUAUCUCGGCCUUGUGUAGACAGAGCUCAAAUAAAUACCACAGUUAAACCUC